CGUAUUCUCUGCGUACGUGGGAAAUCUGUCAAGUGCUCGAUAUCGUGAUAAUUUGAUAUAGUCAGCUGAGGCAAGAUGCAAUUGCCCGUCUGCGAACUGUAACGAGAUUGCUCGCAGUCGCGUGAUAUUGCGGAAAAAAAGUGUUUGUUUUCUUCGCGAGGCGCAAAUCGAGUUGGGAGAAAUUUGUAUACACUUGAGCACACUCUAGAGAGCAAAGAAGACCAUCAUGCCGCUCAGCACUGAUAUAUCCACAGCGCUUCACUUGCUGGAGCAAGUACAGGAACGUGUGGAGGAUGAUCCUAAACUUCAAAUGCAUACAUCGCAAGAUUUGAAGUCAUUGAUUUCGUUAUUAGAGGAUCCUGUAUUUCGCAGCAUAGUUACAAUUCAAGAUUCCUUGAUUGAAUUGAACACUCAAUUGACGCAUCAUCCAUCCAUCUUGCCUGGCGACUUUGACAUUAACAUUAGUGGGCAGCUGGAGCUUUCUGUUCCAAGUACUCCAGUGCAGCCACUCGGACCAAACAUGUACCCAGAUCUUUACCAGGAUAGCAGCGAGUUGGAAGAUCAGAGAGUUCCCGUUGCUCCAUUACUGCAUAGCAGCAGUGAAGAUACAAGUGCACAGGUUACCAGUCCCAGUCUUGCUUCAGAAGUUAUGGGAAUGCCGCCUAUAACCACUCCUACUUAUGCAAAAGAGUUUAAAAAGGUCAUUGAGGCUGCUGCAAGGGGACGGCAAAUAUUUACAGUGCAGUUGUAUAAACCAGAGGGAACCAGUUUGGGAUUCAGUGUAGUUGGACUUCGCAGCAAGGAUAAGGGCGAGCUUGGCAUAUUCCUACAGGAGAUACAACCAAAUGGCAUCGCGGGUUGCGACGGCCGAUUGGUAGAAGGUGAUCAAAUAUUGGCGAUCGAUGGGCAGCCUUUAGACUCGAACAUCUCUCAUGAGCAGGCGAUCUCGAUCCUUCAGAAGGCCCGUGGUCUGGUUGAGCUAGUCGUAGCAAGAAGCACCCAAGACGUUGGGAGCUCUUUGCCAACGGAUGAAUUGUCCGGUGGUUCGAGUUCGACAGCGGCCGCAGGAGCAGCGUCGUCCAUCGUCGGCGGCGGCGGCGGUGCCGCUGCUGGGAACAACCAGACAAGUUCCGACAAGGAUCAAUCGGUGUCAGUGUCAUCCACCAUCGUUACACCGGGACCGACCCCGAAGUCAAGCCAACCGGCCAGCACCACUUCGGCGGCGACCCCGACGCCCACACAUACGCCAACACCCACGCCGACCUCGACACCGAUACCUGGAGGCCUCGUUAUCGAAAGGAGCCCCUCCGCCGUCAGCGACGCCUCCAAGAGUGGCUCUGACAUGGUGUUGAAUACGGAAUGGGCUCAAGUUGAAGUGAUAAAUCUCAUCAAUGAUGGCAGCGGUCUUGGAUUCGGCAUCAUCGGCGGACGUAGCACCGGCGUCGUCGUCAAAACCAUUCUUCCAGGAGGUGUUGCCGAUCGCGAUAAUCGGCUCCAGAGCGGGGAUCACAUAUUGCAGAUCGGCGAUGUCAAUCUCCGCGGGAUGGGAAGCGAACAAGUUGCCGCGGUUUUACGGCAAUCGGGCACCCACGUGCGCCUUGUUGUCGCGCGACCUGUGGAACCAACUUCUCCGGAUUAUCAGGCUCUCGGUAGUCACGCCCCGAUCGUCCCUACGAAAAUCCUGGGGGACCCAGACGAGCUGGACAGACAUCUGGUGCACAGCGUACCGGAGAGCUACAAUAUGCGACAUGUGCAGGGGGGUGACACGAGCUACGACAACGGUUACAUGUACUCGCAGGAAUCCGACAUUGAAAUGCACGCAAGACCCGGUCUCAUCAUGGACGUGGUACGCAACCCAAUGCCAAUUGGAGCGAUGCCAGUUAUACCGGCGGUGCCACUUCCGGUGCAGCUCCAGGAUUUACCGGUGCUCACCAUGGAGCCCCUCGAUAUUAAUUCACUGCCAGAAAUGGAGCGCUUCACGGUCAAUCUUACGAAGGAUAUUUACGGCCUUGGCAUCACUAUCGCUGGAUAUGUUUGCGAGAAAGAGGAGCUCUCUGGCAUUUUCGUUAAGAGCAUUAGCGAGGGUAGCGCGGCCGAUUUGAGCAAAAUGAUCCAAAUAAACGAUCGUAUAGUAGAGGUGGACGGACAUUCCCUGCAGGGUUACACUAAUCACGAAGCUGUUGAAGUGUUAAGACGUACAGGGCAAACGGUGAACCUUUGCUUGGAGCGAUACCUACGUGGACCAAAGUUCGAACAGCUUCAGCAAGCGAUCGCCGCGAGCGAGUUGAGACUACCUCAGCCGAGUUCCCCGUCGAUUACGAGCCUACCCAGUUUUCCCAUGAGCGCGGAUGGAGAAACUACCACCGAAAUAGAACCCGAAGGCGAAUCUCAUACCACCGUGGACAGCGCGGUUCUUCAAGAAGGAGAACGUUUAAGAACAUCGGACGAGCAGGACGAGGCAACCAACGUCGAAGCCUUGUUGAGCGAUCCAUCGAGCGAGCUUACACCUCAAAUUCGUGCGGCUAUCAAAGCGAAAUGGCAAAAGAUUGUCGGACCCGAUACCGAGAUAGUGGUCGCUCAGUUGAAGAAAUUCGCCGAAGGUAGCGGUCUUGGGAUAAGUUUAGAGGGAACGGUCGACGUGGAAAAUGGCCAGGAAGUAAGGCCUCAUCACUAUAUACGUUCGAUUUUGCCGGAGGGCCCCGUUGGGCAGAACGGCACACUGCGCUCCGGCGACGAGCUAUUAGAGGUAAACGGCUACCGCUUAUUGGGCAUCAAUCACAUGGAAGUGGUUAGCGUGCUGAAAGAGUUGCCUAUAAACGUUCGUAUGGUUUGUGGAAGAAACAUCGCCUCGCAGGAUCCGCUUUGUCCCAUCGAUACUGCUCAACACCAGGCUGCUUUUCAGACUAGAAGCAUCCUUGGCGGGUCUCUGCAGAACUUGUUACCCACAAUGGAUCGUCUUGUGAAAGCGAAGUCGGACGGUUCCUUAGCUUCGACAACGACUACAGCCACAGUGACCGACGCGAGUCUAAACAAAAUGAAAUCGCGCUCGUUGGAACCGCUGACCGGUCUGGCGAUGUGGAGUUCCGAACCACAAAUUAUCGAAUUGGUUAAAGGAGAGAGGGGCCUUGGGUUCUCCAUUUUGGAUUAUCAGGAUCCAAUGAACCCCAACGAAACUGUGAUAGUAAUACGAUCGCUCGUGCCCGGCGGCGUGGCACAGGUCGAUGGGCAGUUAAUACCGGGCGAUCGACUUCUGUUUGUGAACGACAUCGGAUUAGAGAACGCAACAUUGGACCAGGCCGUGCAGGCCCUCAAAGGCGCCCCGAAGGGGACCGUUCGCAUCGGCGUGGCCAAGCCGCUGCCAAUACCAGACAGUAUUGUCCAGAAAGUGACACCGAAGAUGAAGCGGAGCAAAAGUUUUCCCAAUGAGAGCGAAACGACCGAUCGCGCCACCGAGCUUGAGGACCUGCUUUCCUCGAGAUCAGGCUUGACCGAAACGUCAACAAACAAACCGGAGAUCGACGAGGACGAGGAAGAGGAGGAGGACCACUGGAAGGAUGCCUCCCCGGUGACCCCGAUCUGUAGCCCACGACGACCUCCUAGCUUAGGAAAGCUUCGUCAACGGGAUAAACAAUCACCGACCAGAUACGUCGACAUCGAUAACGACGUCGAAAUCAUUCACGAGUUCUAUCCCACCACUUCGAAAACGAUGCACGAGGAGACGAGCAUCGUGUCGUACGGCGGCACGAUAAUCGUGGAAACGACGAGGAUUCCUAGGCAUACCAAGGACGUGGCAGGGAGGAUAGAGAAGGUAGCGCCGAAGGUGAAGUUAAAGAAGCAAUCGUCUCUGGAGUUAGAAUCUUCCCGCAUACCUACCGUUCAAGAGGAACCGCUCUCGAGCGCAGAGGAAGCAUCCAGGAUCACCACGACUACAAGAUCUCAAGCAGAGGAAUGCAAGAAGAGCUUGAAGCAUCAUAGCAGCGUAGAUUCUGAAGAACGUACGUCCACGUCGAAGGAGACUUUGGAGAAGUCCGACACGUCGUCGGAAAAGGGUGCCCGGAAGAAAGUGUUCAUAGAAAAAGAGGAAAGUAGGAGACGAUCAAAGAAAUCGGGAAGAAGGUCCGCCAAACUCGAACAAAAAUUGGAAGAAGAUUCGUCGGAGCGGAAAUUGGAGUCGCUGGAUAACGAGGAGCUGAAGAGAAAGGACGGGGAAACUUAUCGACGAUCGAGGGAAGAGAGAAAGAGCCUGAAGGAACAAGAGUGUAUUGAGAGAGUGACCGAAUUCUUAACAAGGCACAGUAUACCGACUUAUUCUAAUAUGAGCGUGGGUUUUGAAACGACAGAACCCUCGGAAAACGUAGACGAGCAACGAGUCAAACGUCCAUCAGUUAUUAGCAAAGACGGGGAGACUGCGAGCUCAACGACAAUCGAACCAUCCAUCAUAUCUACAAAAAGAAAAGGGAGCCUGAAGAGUAUAUCUGAGAUGACGAAAGAAACGAAAGAUUUUCCGGAGGAUUCAAGAACGAAGAACAUUGAGGGGUCUUUGGAAAGCAAGAAGCAACGACCGGCCUUGGAACGUGCUUCGGCAGCCGUUUUAGACCCUCAGCAACCCGAUCCGAUCGUUCAACCGCCUGCAAAACGACCUAGCUCCUUGAGAAAAAGGAGGGACUCUUUUUCCAGAGAGUCCUCGAGAGAAUCGUUGUUGGAAGAGAAGAAGGGUGUUAGAAUCCAAGAAGACGUUCAGGAAAUCUUCUUCGAGGAUACGAGCGAGCAAGUCGAUUUGCUGCCGGAAGUCCAGCUGGUGACCGCCAGAAUUAUCACUGCUGAAGAGGCAUCCGCGCUUCGGUUCGAAGAGGCAGUUACAAGAAUCGAGAUCCAUUCGCCACCGGAACUAGCUGUCAUUGCCGAAACGGUUAAAACGAGACUGGCGCGGGCGCCAUCGCCGGAAAUUGUCGACGUGUCUUCGUUGCAGCUACCCGCAUUGGCGAAAUCGACUUCGGAGAGCACUUUGACGGAGAGCAAAUCUGACGCCGACGAGGAUCACAAGGUCUCCGUCAGAAACCUGAAGCCGGAGAUUCUUUUGGACUUAUCUAAAGUUUCCGAUACCGGCGAAGAGAUCGAGGAGAUGAUCGAGGGCGAUAAGGAUAUCAAGGAGAGACGGCUCAGCAGAACUAGAAGCGAAGGCUCCAAGAGAUUGAUCAAGAACCAGAAGCAGGAACAGUUCCCUUUCAAAAUUGGCAGCCUCGCGCAACCGGACAGACCGGAACUCACGAUACUGCACGAAGGUCCGAUAGAUAGAACGGCAAGUAUCGGAGAUAUUACGGGAAAGGUUGCAACGGAAGACGCGAAAAAAGAAGACAGUAUUACGAGCCUCCAAGUUCGACGUGACUCCAAGGGAUCAGUUCCGAAAGAUCUCGCAAUUCCCCCGAGCGAAGUUGCGACUCCAGCGCAGGAUCCUCAAAGAGGGGAGGAACAAGAGGAACCAUCGUCGCAAGAAGUCAAAGAGGACACGAGGGAAGCUCGCGAUUCUGGACAAACAUCUUUGCAGAAACGAUCACCGUUGUUGGAGGAACUAGUCUGUAGACACGAGGAGGACAAUCUGAUCUGCAAAGAACAUUCUUUGGAAUAUCAGAGCCAGACGCUCGAGAGUCAAUCGGAUCACCUGUUCCACGAAGUGAUCACUUCCUCGUUGGAGGACCUCUUGAAGACAGUUCCCGAGAGUUGGACGCGCGAGGUUUACGAGGAGAGCCUCGACGAGGUCGGCCAUAGUUUCAAGGAGACACAGUACUCGCCUAAGGAGAAGCGUGACGUGCAGACGCAGACUGUGCAGGAGUCGAAGGGCACGCAGUGCAGCCCCGAGCAGAGCGUGAGUCCCUGCGACGAGGAGCCGCCCAGCAUCAGCCCAUUCCACGUCAGUCGCAAAUACUUUCAAAGCCCGAGACGGGAAGUGCAAACGCAGACCCAGGGCGAGAACAAAAGCGUCCAGUGCUCGUUGGACGACUUGGGUGAUCUUGCGAAGAGUAUCGCGGGCAGCCCCACCAGAUCGGAACAAACACAGGAGUCAAAAAGCAUCCAGUGCAUCCCGGAGGAUCUCUCCGCGAGAUCGUCCGACAGAUCGAGAUCCUCCUCUCGGGAGGACGUCCUGCGCAGUCCGCGACGCGAAGUCGAGGUACAGACCUAUCAAGAGUCGAAGGCGAUCCAAUGCAGCGACGACGAGCUGCUCGAGGCUGAUCAGACGAGCACCGAUCGUCCAGAGCGUCCGCAUCAAGGCAGACCGGCCAGCUCGACGUCCAGGAAGACCGAGAGCUCGCCCUCGUCCAGUUCGAGUUCGCCGCGCAAGUUCCCGACAGUCGUCUUCGUGGAGGGCAAGGGGGACAUGACCGUCACGCACAGGGAGCACGAUGGCGACGUCACCUGGUCGAAACACUGGGGCCCCGAAAGACUGGUGGAGAUAUACAGAGAACCGAAGACCAGCUUAGGACUCAGCAUCGUUGGCGGGAAGGUCGAUUUGCACAACGGCAGCUCGAGCAAGUCCCAGAAUAUCUCUGGGAUAUUCAUAAAGAAUGUGCUGCCAAACAGUCCGGCUGGUAGAACCGGCGGUCUCAAGAUCGGAGAUAGAAUAAUAGAGGUGGACGGCGUGGAUCUACGACACAGUACGCACGAGCGUGCGGUGGAAGUUAUACAAGCCGCCGGAAAUCCUGUCUGCCUCCUCGUCCAGUCCUUGGUGCAUCUGAGCCCGGAGCACGGCAGCGCCGUCCAAGAGGAAAGAGACACCAAAGCCCGGAGGCAGACUGUCAAGAGUCAUACGUCGCCGUCUUCCGGCGUCAGCUCAGGAACGCCGACGGCCUCCUUUCGCCGUAAGCCACCGCCGGUUUCGCCAGCGAGAUCCAUCACACCAGAAGUGAUACAGCCAGGACUUGAGGACGGCGACGCUCAAAGCAGUUCGCACGUAGAUUCUCAAAAACCAAGUUCGAAAAGUUCAGAUGGCUCAGCUUCUAGUUCACGAAGAUCCUCCAUGAAGAAGUCAAUUCGAAAAACGGCCCCUUCGCCCCCGGUGAAUCCGGGUAUCCUACGCGAAGUCAGCGAGGAACGAGAGGACCAUAUCGCGGAGCCUGUCGCGAAGCCCAAGUACUCCUCGGACGAAAGCUCGGACGAGGACGAGGAGGAUACUCGCAUGCUGGAGGGCAACGUCUACACGAAGAGCGGCAUCGAGAUCUCGAGAAAAAGCGCCGGAAACGUGAAGCUCACGAAGGCGGAAAUCGAGGCGGAUCCUGAAGAAGAGGACGAGUAUGGUUAUACGAUCAAGAAGAUACAGAAGAAGUAUCAGAAUCUCGGACAUAAAGUGCUAAUGAUCGUUCUCGAGAAGGACAGGCGGGGAUUGGGUAUCUCUCUGGCUGGACAUAAGGAUAGAAAUCGAAUGGCGGUGUUUAUCUGCGGCCUCAAUCCGAAGGGUGCAGCUCAUAAAAACGGCGGGCUCCUCAUCGGCGACGAGAUAUUGGAGGUGAACGGUUGCGUGUUGCAAGGACGGUGUCAUUUGAACGCGUCCGCUAUCAUCAAAGGCAUACCCAGCACUCGUUUCAAGAUCAUCGUUUAUCGAAGAUCGAAGGCUGUCGAUGACAUCGCCGUAAAGCCGAUAGUUCAAUUUCCACCAACCUUGGAUGACAACUUUACAAGCUUCAGUAAGUACAAGGGAGUCCGUGAAGUACAAAUAAAGAAGAGUUCGCAUGGUCUAGGCAUAAUGAUCAUCGAAGGGAAACAUCUGGCCGUGGGACAGGGUAUCUUCGUGUCUGAUAUUCAAGACGGCAGUGCCGCAGAACAGGCUGGAUUGAAAAUGGGCGAUAUGAUCCUGGCCGUUAAUCUGGAUAGUUUAUUAGGGCGCACGUACGAUGAGGCUACAGAGUUAUUGAAGAGAGCACAAGGUAUCGUUGUGCUGACGGUAUGUAAUCCUAACGAGAAUAAAGUAGAACUACAAAAAGAGAAAGGGAAGGAUAAAGCUAAACUUGGAGGUGAAACUAGUGAUAUUGCGCAGAAGACGCCACAAAAAAGUGCACCGGUAGUAUCAGCAACUGCCAAAGAAACAGAGAAACCGGCGAAAUCUGAGAAAGUCCAGCUGGAUCCGAAAACCUGUCAAAUACCGGUCGAUCAAGAAGUGACGAUAGAAUUUCAGAAGGAAAAGGAUCAGGUCGUAGGUGUCUUCAUCGCCGGUGGUUCUGAUACCCUCUGGAACGGAGUGUUUGUUCUGGAUGUAUUCCCCGAAGGCGCGGCCGGGAAGGACGGUCGACUGCAACGCGGCGAUCAGAUUCUCAGCUUAGGCAACGAGAGCUUCAAGCAGAUAGAGUCCCCGAAAGCUCGCGAAGCGAUGUUGAAGCUUACCUCCGGGACUAUCACGAUGACGGUGUUGCGCCACGAGAAGCCAACCGAGGAAUACGAGGUCGAGAUACAGAAGAAGAGCGGUAGAGGUGCGGGUAUCUGUUUCGCCGCCUUCAGGAGCGGAAAGGGAGCUUAUGUGACGGAGCUGAUGCCAGGCGGUCAAGCCAUCGAAACCGGCAAGAUCUGCAAGGGCGAUCAUCUUAUAACGAUCAGCGGGUUGGACGUGCGCGACGUUUCCUUCGACGACAUAGCUUUCCACCUGAAAAUAUCCAAUCCACUGCAGCUGAAGCUAGCUAGGUAUAAAUCCGCCAAACAAUGACAGGGUUCUGCGGGCGGAACUCUCAACGCGUGUCCCGACGUAAGAAGCACCUACAGACACCGUGGAUUCUAGUGUGAUAUAUAUAGGUAAAAAAAUGUCUUAAUAACAAUAAGUAUCUUUUGUUACGAGAGCCGCGUGCAAAAUCGCGCGACUCGCUCUAUUAAUUACACGCCAGCGUCGCCAAUCGAUCUUGCCGUUCGAACUCGCGUGCAACACGAGAUGUGAAAAAUAGAACGAGAGCUGAGAUAAAGCACGACGAUGAAGCACGGCGAUUCGUAACGCGUGCGCAUCGAUUCGAUAGAGUCGACGGAGAACUCUGCCAACUCAAAGGGAAUCAAUCGUUGUCAGGCACGAUUGUCAGAUUCUAGCCGAUGAAAAUUUCGUCGAGGGAGUUGCUCGAGUUUGCGUAAAACUAUUCCGUCUGCCGAUGCUCGUGCUCGUGCAAGUAUAGCUCCGAUAAUACACCUUAUCGUCUUACAUACAUAUAUAUAUAUAUACACACACACACACACACACUAUAAUUAUAUGUUAUAAUUAUAUAGUGCGAAGUAAACACGUUAUCACCGAUAAUAACGAGGAGAAUAUGGCGUUGAACAGGCGUAAAUCGAUAAUAAUCUCGGCGAGUCUGUAUAUCAAGGGAAAUAUCGCUCAGAUUUAUUCUCUUCACUUGGGAGAGACACGACGCCGCUCCCCCUGUAUCUUGAUACAAAACCGAACUCGCUUGUAUGUUUCGUACUACAACUUAUAUAUUUAAGGCAGGCAAGUAGUAGAUAAUGCGUUUAUAGGGCGCGUUUUAUCGAAUAUAUUCGUGAAAUGUUUUUUUUUUUUAAAGAUAAGAACUCUAGUCUCGCCCGCGAAGAUUGGCGUUUCUCGCCUUAAUUAUAUCGCUUUUGCUCGCGUUACGGCUGCUCCCCCUAAUGUCAUGGCUGACGUAACAUAUUGUCUCAUACCGUAUUUUUUUCAAUAACAAGACAAACACGAGGGAGAAAGAGAGAGAGAGAGAGAGAGAGAGAGAGAGAGAGAGAGAGAGAGAGAGAGAGAGAGAGAGAGAGAGAGAGAGAGAGAGAGAGAACGAUGUACGAGCUACGUCAAAAAAUAUACGCGCGUGCUAAGGAAACUUCGAGUAAUAUAUCCUUGUUAAAGAUAUUUUCCCAUUUAGCCAAGAAUUUCGCGUAGAAUAAGAUGCACCAUCGGCCACGUCCGUUUAUAAUAAAAUCGGUAGAUAGAUGACGAUUUUGUAACAUGUAGCUUAAUUUAUAGACUAAUAGAGCCGGAAUGGGAUACGAUACGUAGCGACAUAAAAUAUACUAGGAUAACUCUAUCCGCGAUUUUUCUCGAGAGUCUUAACACGCGAUAGGACGUUCGCGUGUAACUUUGACGUAACUCGCGCGCAGAUAUCGCAUUGACGACCCGUACAUCGUGUAUAUUUAUCGCCAAUAAGAGUAGAAUACCGCCUAAAACAUUUAUAGAGGUAAUAAAAAGAAUAACGAGAGGGCUUUCCUCUCCGGAGGACUGACAAACGCGGGGAGCGGUCGCGUCGAACGUCGAGCGAGAUCACUUAGCGGUAAGUGUUUCGAUGGCGCGUGCGAGAUCAUCCCCGCAUCGAGAUCACUCCUCGAUCGCUCCUCGAUCUCGCUAUAGAGUAUAUAUAAUAUAUCGCGAGACGUUUGCCGAGACACCGACGGAUGGCGAAUCAUUCCGAGUGUUCAAGCGUGUUUCUUUAUGCUCUGACGUUCGUCAAGUCACGAGAGAGGUGACUCGAAGCGUCGCAAAGCUAGACUGGCUUGUUGAAG
Molecule: messenger RNA, 10479 nt
Organism: Camponotus floridanus (Florida carpenter ant)
Lineage: Eukaryota; Metazoa; Arthropoda; Insecta; Hymenoptera; Formicidae
Exons: 39
Coding region: 227-8686 (2819 amino acids)
Molecular function (GO): protein binding
Source: RefSeq, a predicted model, not a curated record